GCUGAGGCGACAUGGAUCUCAGCGAGCUGGAGAAAGACAAUACGGGCCGCUGUCGCCUGAAGUCGCCUGUGCCCGCGGUGUGCCGCAAGGAGCCCUGCGUCCUGGGAGUCGAUGAAGCGGGCCGGGGCCCCGUGCUCGGUCCCAUGGUCUACGCCAUCUGUUACUGCCCUCUGUCCCGACUGGCCGAUCUGGAAGCCCUGAAAGUGGCAGACUCAAAGACCCUAUCGGAGAGCGAGCGGGACAGGCUCUUUGCGAAAAUGGAGGAGGACGGAGACUUUGUGGGCUGGGCCCUGGACGUCCUGUCGCCAAACCUCAUUUCUACCAGCAUGCUCGGGCGGGUCAAAUACAACCUGAACUCCCUGUCGCAUGAUACAGCUGCAGGGCUGAUACAGUUCGCGCUGGACCAGGGUGUGAAAGUCACUCAG
Molecule: messenger RNA, 425 nt
Organism: Tupaia belangeri chinensis (Chinese tree shrew)
Lineage: Eukaryota; Metazoa; Chordata; Mammalia; Scandentia; Tupaiidae
Product: ribonuclease H2 subunit A
Biological process (GO): DNA replication, removal of RNA primer; mismatch repair
Cellular component (GO): ribonuclease H2 complex
Molecular function (GO): RNA-DNA hybrid ribonuclease activity; RNA binding
Source: RefSeq, a predicted model, not a curated record